Messenger RNA from Oreochromis aureus, 654 nucleotides. RefSeq names its product ribonuclease inhibitor-like. The transcript has 3 exons. The coding region runs from base 1 to 654 and encodes 217 amino acids. The record is from RefSeq and is a predicted model, not a curated record. NCBI's taxonomy places the organism in Eukaryota, Metazoa, Chordata, Actinopteri, Cichliformes, Cichlidae.
AUGUUCCACUGUCACACCAACACGACAACAAAGACGAGCCAUGGAGAAAUCCUCCAGAGUAAAAAUGGCCACCUGGACCUGUUUGUUCGCUUCCUUCAUGGCCUCUGUCUGGAGUCCAACCAGAGACUCUUAGGAGGUCUGCUGGGUCAGACAGAGAACAGUCCAGGAACCAUCCAGAGAGUCAUCAACAACCUGAAGAAGAUGAACAGUGAUAAAAUCUCUCCUGACAGAAGCAUCAACAUCUUCCACUGUCUGAUGGAGAUGAACGACCUCUCAGUACAUCAGGAGAUCCAAGAGUUCCUGAAGUCAGAGAACAGAUCAGAGAAGAAACUCUCUGAGAUCCAGUGCUCAGCUCUGGCCUUCAUGCUGCAGAUGUCAGAGGAGGUUCUGGAUGAGUUGGACCUGCAGAAGUACAACACAUCAUUUUGGGGACGACAGAGACUGAUUCCAGCUGUGAGGAACUGCAGGAAGGCUGGACUGACUGACUGUGGACUCUCGGAUACUCACUGUGAAGUUGUGGCCUCAGCUCUGAAGUCCAACCCCUCCCAUCUGACAGAGCUGGACAUGAGUGUAAACGACAUGCUGGAUUCCUCAGUGAAGCUUCUGUGUGCUGGACUGGAGAGUCCAAACUGUCGACUGGAGACUCUGAGGUGA